AUGACUUUUAAUAGUAAUCAGUUUUCUCGGAAUCUUGCAAAUGUUACAGAUCCAACCGACUGGAACCUGUCACGAAUUCCAGAGUUAACAGAAUUUGACUCACUUCUCAGGUGUUACAUAUGUAAAGAAUAUCUACGAGGACCGGUCAUGACCAGCUGUAAUCACACAUUCUGUUCACAUUGUAUAAGAGAAUACUUGGUCAGUAACAGCCACUGUCCCUUGUGUGAUAAUGAACAAUUCGAAAGUAACUUAAAACGAGUGAUUCAGUUAGAAGAGAUUGUAUUGUGCUUCUCAAAAGUUCGGCCAUUACUUGUGGAUGCCUUGAGUCAUGCGAUCCCUGAUUCCAGUACUUCGCUGCCUGUUAAUGUAUGUAGUGGAUCAGAAAAUGUACGACUGGAAGUUAUUGAAGUGGAAUCGUCGGAAGAUGAAGUUACUGGCAAACGACAGAUUCCCCUGAACGAGGCCCCAAUACCGAGAAAGAAGCAGAAAUCAACAUCAAAUGUAAAUGGAACCCCUUCUUUAUCUUCUUCUAGUAACUCCAUUUUGGCAUCCUUGAACUCUUCGGAGAAUGCUAUACCAACACGAGAUCAAAUGGUGGAGUGCCCAAUAUGUACAAAAAUCAUGCCAGCCGAAAAACUUCAAACUAGUCAUAUUGAUAAUUGCUUGGAAAGAGCAUCUUCACCUUCAGAACCUUCUGCAUUUACUUCAUCAAGCCCCUCUCAUGCCUUGCAGACCCUAGGCAAGAAAAAGAAGAGUGGGAUCACGUCAUUUUUCAAUUCCACCUCUAUUGCUCCAUCGCCGAUAUCGAAGGAGCUUGCAAAAAGAAAGUUAACCAAUAAUGAAGAUUAUUAUUUCAAGGAAGCAUCUAAACAUCAUAGUGAUGUAAAGAAAUUACAAAAAUUGGACUUUAAUUCUUUAACAACUCCUCGACUAAAGGAAAAGAUGACUGCCUUAAAACUACCUACCCAAGGCACGCGGGCACAACUAGAAUUGAGAUAUAACCAGUACUAUAUUCUAUACAAUGCUAAUUUGGAUAGCAAUCACCCUGUUUCAGACAAGAUUUUAAAACAAAGGUUGAGUCAAUGGGAACACUCGCACCUGGGAUUUGUAACAAAUAGUACGGGAUCAUUAUUCGAUACGGCUAGUAAUAUGAGUAUGAAAAAUAUUACUGAUAAGAAUUUUCUGGUAACUGAAUGGCUCUCUUGUUAUAGAGGAGAAUUUGCAAGACUUACAAGACUUGCAAAGAAGUCAGCAGAAAGAAUGAAAUUGAAGAAUAUUGAAAUACUAAGUCAAUCUCAAGAACUGGAACCAAAUCCAGAACCAGAACAAACAUCAGCAUCAGAACCAACAUCAGCACCAGAACCAACAUUACAACCUACCCCAUCACAACCAGCACUAGAACCUACUCCGUCACAACCAACACUCCAUACGAUUGGAAUGGCAAGUGAAAGGCUACAUGACGAUUGUGGGACAAACGUUAAUCAAAUACACUAA
Messenger RNA from [Candida] anglica, 1494 nucleotides. The record is from the annotation of a GenBank genome assembly. NCBI's taxonomy places the organism in Eukaryota, Fungi, Ascomycota, Pichiomycetes, Serinales, Debaryomycetaceae.